CACGACCCGCGCCCAUUGCAUUGCAUCGCAUUGCAUCCGUCUCUCUCAUCUCACACUCCACCGAUCCAUCCAUCGCAUAUCCACAAAGCUCGCCCAGAGUACUACUAGUCGUGUAGAGUGCUAGACUGAUCGGUCCAUGGCGGCGGCGGCGAGCAGGACGGUGUGGGUGAACGGCCCCAUCGUGGUGGGGGCGGGGCCGGCGGGGCUGUCAGUGGCGGCGUGCCUGCGGGAGCGCGGGGUGCCGUCCGUCGUUCUGGACCGGGCCGACUGCAUCGCCUCGCUCUGGCAGCGCCGCACCUACGACCGCCUCCGCCUGCACCUGCCGCGCCGCUUCUGCGAGCUCCCCGGGAUGCCCUUCCCCGCCCACUACCCGGAGUACCCCACCAAGCGCCAGUUCGUGGAGUACCUGCAGGCCUACGCGGACCGCGCCGGCGUGGAGCCGCGCUUCAACCAGGCCGUCACGUCCGCGCGCUACGACGAAGCCGCGGGGCUCUGGCGGGUGCGCGCGGAGGACGUCCUCGCCUCCACUUCCACCACCGAGUACAUAGGCCGCUGGCUCGUGGUCGCCACGGGCGAGAACGCCGAGCGCGUCGUCCCGGAGUUCGAGGGCGCCCGGGACUUCGCGGGGCCCGUCUCCCACGUCGCCGAGUACAAGUGCGGCGAGGCGUACCGCGGCAAGCGCGUGCUGGUCGUCGGCUGCGGCAACUCCGGCAUGGAGGUCUGCCUCGACCUCUGCGACCACGGUGCGCUCCCGUCCAUGGUGGUCAGGGGAUCGGUGCACGUCCUGCCGCGGGAGAUGUUGGGCGUGGCCACCUUCUCCGUCGCCGUGUUCCUCCUCCGCUUCCUGCCGCUGCGGCUGGUGGACGCCGUCCUCGUCCUCCUCGCGCGCCUCUUCCUCGGCGACCUGGAGAGGCUCGGCAUCCGGCGCCCCGCGUGCGGCGGGCCGCUCCAGCUCAAGAACGCCAGGGGCAGGACCCCCGUGCUCGACAUCGGCGCCCUCGCCAGGAUCCGCUCCGGCCACGUGCGGGUCGUGCCGGGGAUCAGGAGGCUCUUCCGCGGCGGCGCCGAGCUCCAAGACGGCCGCCGCGUCGCCGCCGACGCCGUCAUACUGGCCACCGGAUACCACAGCAACGUCCCACAGUGGCUCAAGGGAAGCGAUUUCUUCACCGAGGAAGGGUACCCAAGGGUGGCGUUCCCGCACGGCUGGAAGGGGGAGUCGGGGCUCUACUCAGUCGGAUUCACCAGGAGAGGCCUCUCCGGCGUCUCCUCCGACGCCGUCAAGGUCGCGCAGGACAUCGCCGUGGAAUGGGAGAAGCAGACCUCCAAGAGAUGAUGAACAACUGAAGAUGAUGGAUGCCCAUCAUCAGCUUACCGACUGAUGAUGACCUCUCGUUGAUGGACGACCUGGUAACUCCACGUAUCUUGCCAUCACGCAUGUGUGUCCAGAAAGCAGAACUCGACAUAAUGUGCCCAAAGGCUUGUCCAAGCACGAGUUCAGAGAUAUAGAGGUGAUCAACUUGGAGCUGACAUGUUCUGGGAAACAGAGGAGAGAAGAAGCGUCGUCGGCGGCGGCGGCGGGAAAAACUGGAGAGCGGGGCGGGCCUCAUCUCAUGGGGUGCUUCGUGCUUGGGCUGGCAAUGGCAAGAAGGCCGGCUGGACGUACUGUGCGCGUCACGUAGUAGUAGAGCCCAGAUUUUGCUGUACCCAUGGGCCCUUAUAAAUUUAUGUAUGGAGUUGACAACGAGAAGACCGAAUAAUAUAAUCUCCGUCGGUUUAAAAACUC
Molecule: messenger RNA, 1783 nt
Organism: Zea mays
Lineage: Eukaryota; Viridiplantae; Streptophyta; Magnoliopsida; Poales; Poaceae
Exons: 1
Coding region: 137-1333 (398 amino acids)
Molecular function (GO): monooxygenase activity; flavin adenine dinucleotide binding
Source: RefSeq, marked validated